UCGAAACUACAACCAUGCGUCAGAAAACUGGGAGCUCCGAAAUACUUCAUGUGACAUACUACAAUAAACUCGAACGAUACAUCCAACUUUUGGGGCAAGAUCCGCGUCAUAAAAAUAGCACUAGAAAUAUGAUUGUAAUAAUAGUGGUGACUAGUAUCGCAAGCGUCACUAUCCCAACGACAAUAGAGUUAUUUGCGUCGUUGCAUAAAAAGGAUAUGGAUGGAGUCAUCGAGUGUUUACCACAUUUUGUUGCAUCUUCCAUCAGCGCGGUUAAAGUAUUAAAUAUGCAUUUCAAUAAACGAAAUUUCAGUAAACUGUUCCAACUUGUGGCUAGACAAUGGCAGCAGCUGAAAUUCAACGAUGAAUUGCACGUUCUAGAGGAAGUCGUCAUGCAAGGCAACAGGAUGGCGCACUUUUAUCGUAACACUUUAGUGUCUUUUAUGGUAUUGUUCUUGCUGGUGCCACUAAUUUCUCCAAUGCUUGAUAUUGUCCAUCCAAUAAACGGAACUCGAACACGCCAACAACUGCUAAGAGUUAAUUACAUAUUUUUUAACGAUGACGACUAUUUCUUUUACAUAUAUUUACAAUUAUUUUGGAGCUCUAUCGUUAUAGUUUUCACCAUAGUAGGAGCAGAUUGGUUAUACAUGUUAAUAAUUCAUCACAGUAGUGGAUUAUUUGCGGUUUGUGGGUAA
Messenger RNA from Bombus pyrosoma, 692 nucleotides. RefSeq lists its product as uncharacterized. The record is from RefSeq and is a predicted model, not a curated record. The transcript is spliced from 5 exons. NCBI's taxonomy places the organism in Eukaryota, Metazoa, Arthropoda, Insecta, Hymenoptera, Apidae. The coding region runs from base 15 to 692 and encodes 225 amino acids.